Molecule: messenger RNA, 621 nt
Organism: Salvelinus fontinalis (brook trout)
Lineage: Eukaryota; Metazoa; Chordata; Actinopteri; Salmoniformes; Salmonidae
Product: cell surface glycoprotein 1-like
Exons: 2
Coding region: 1-621 (206 amino acids)
Source: RefSeq, a predicted model, not a curated record
AUGUAUGAAGCCUCUCAUUUCCCCUCUUCAGGGGCCACACCGCCAUACACCCUUCAAACACCCCCCAGACAACCCCAGACACCCCUCAGAAACCCUUCAGACACCCCUCAGACCCCCCUCAGACCCCCCCAGACACCCCUCAGACCCCCCCAGACACCCCUCAGACACCCCUCAGACACUCCUCAAAAACACCCCAGACACCUCUCAGACACACUGUCACCCCAGACCACCACUCAGACACCCCUCAGACACACCCAGACAUCUCCAGACCACCCCUCAGAAACCCCUCAGACCCCCCUCAAACACUCCCAGACCCCCCUCAGACAACCCUCAGACACCCCAGACCACCACUUAGACACCCCCCAGACACACUCAGACACCCCUCAAAAACCCUUCAGACACCCCUCAGACCCCCCCAGACACCCUUCAGACCCCCCCAGACCCCCCUCAGACACCCCUCAGACACUCCUCAAAAACACCCCAGACACCUCUCAGACACACUCAGUCACCCCAGACCACCACUCAGACACCCCUCAGACAUCUCCAGACCACCCCUCAGACACACCCAGACACCCUUCAGACCCCCCCAGACCCCCCUCAGACAUCCCCAGACACCCCUAA